Messenger RNA from Trichoplusia ni (cabbage looper), 3947 nucleotides. RefSeq names its product ubiquitin carboxyl-terminal hydrolase 20 (gene Usp20-33). Gene Ontology annotation, molecular function: zinc ion binding; cysteine-type deubiquitinase activity. Gene Ontology annotation, biological process: protein deubiquitination. The record is from RefSeq and is a predicted model, not a curated record. The transcript has 21 exons. The coding region runs from base 302 to 3364 and encodes 1020 amino acids. Lineage: Eukaryota; Metazoa; Arthropoda; Insecta; Lepidoptera; Noctuidae.
GUAUUAUGUGAAACUACCUAAACAUUCGAACUCGACACGAUAGUAUGGAUCCAAAUAUGAGGGCUGACUUUUCGCUCGUCACGGAAGGUUUUGUGUUGUAGGAAAUUUCUGUAAUCUAAUUCAAUUAUUAGCCCUUUUUCCGAAAUGUUUCCCUUAAAUUUCAACAAUUUGUUUCUAGUACCUCCUGCUGUAAUUACUUUCUUGUUUUGUUUCGCUGUAGUAUAGAAUAUGCCCUUUAUUUACAAGCCUUUUGUGAAUCAGUAAACUUGACUUCUUAUUUACGUAGAAAAAUAGUGUAUUCAUGAAAAUGGAAAAUGGAGUGACGUGCGACCAUCUGAAUAAACUAGCUGACGUUCUGGAGAAGGAGUUGUGGCAGUCGAAAGAGGCAUUAACAUGCAAUGACUGUGGCUGCCCCGGCCCCAACCUCUGGAUAUGCCUGCAACCUGAAUGCCAUCACAUCGGCUGCUCUGAAGUUAAAAAUGACCACAGCACUUUACACCAAAAGAAUCUUCCGCUUCACUGCGUUCACAUGAAUGUGUCCACUGAGCGGAUAUGGUGUUAUCUUUGCGAGAAAGAGGUCCACAUCAGAGCAGCUUUGGUGCACGCGGCAUGUAGUCCGGACUCCACAUGCGUAGAAGGCCCCGGCCGCCUCGGCGCCGUGGGCCUCAGCAUGGCGGAGGACGAGCUCGACCCUGAGGAGAUGGAUUAUGAUGACGAGGCCAGGCCUAGAGAUCCCCGCCCAGGUCUGGUGGGCCUCCAGAACAUGGGCAACACGUGCUACAUGAACGCGGCGCUGCAGGCCCUCAGCAACACGGCGCCCCUCACGUCGUACUUCCUGGAGUGCGCGGCCGCCGUCGCCGUGCUCGCCGCCGAUAAGAAGCCGGGGAUCAGCAGAGCAUACCAAAAAUUAGUAAAAGAGAUGUGGAGUAGGAAGACGAGAGGCUACGUUGUACCUAACGGCAUCCUUUACGGAAUACGUAAUGUGCAUCCGAUGUUCCGCGGCUACCACCAGCACGAUACGCAGGAGUUCCUGCGCUGCUUCAUGGAUCAGCUGCACGAAGAACUCAAAGAACCGGUGUGGGACAGCAGCAUGGAGGACAAGCUGGGCUCAGAGGCGGAGGGCGACCCGGGCGCGGCCCGCGACCUGCGCGUGCGCCGCCGCGCGGCCUCCUCUGGCGCAAGCGACGCUCCUUACUUUGCUAGAAUGAGGCGAAAAUCACCAGCACCGUCGUCAUAUAGUGAAUCGCGAACUGAAGGUUAUUUAAGAGUGAACACCCAAGAACCCAUACCGACCCGGCAUCGUCGGUCCGCUAGUUUUGCGGGCACACACCAUCUGCAAUACAAUAUGUUUAAUCAACAGGCUAAUGGCGGCGAGGCGGGGCGCGCGCUGUGCGGCUCGGAGUCGUCGCUGUCGGUGUCGAGCGAGGCGGACGAGCGCUACGAGACCUGCUCCAGCGGCGCCAGCGACGCGCCCGACACCAGGCCCGACACCGGUAAAAACAUAGCGCCCUCUGGCGGCGGUGACGGCGUGUCGGGCGGCGUGCGCUUCCGCAGCGUCAUCUCCGACGUGUUCGACGGGAAGCUGCUCUCCUCCGUGCAGUGUCUCAUCUGUAAUAGGGUGUCGACCCGCGUGGAGACGUUCCAGGACCUGUCCCUCCCGAUCCCGUCGCGCGAGCACCUCGCCGUGUUGCGCUGCCAGCAGCCCAUACUCAACCAUCACGUGCCACACGCGGGGCAGGAGUCGUGGGUGUGGUGGUUGCUCAGCUGGCUGCGGUCCUGGUUCUACGGGCCGGUCGUGUCGCUACAAGACUGCCUCGCUGCCUUCUUUAGUGCUGACGAACUUAAAGGCGAUAAUAUGUACAGUUGUUCCCGCUGCAACAAGCUACGUAACGGCGUCAAGCUGUCGGGCGUGGUCCGCCUGCCCGAGGUCCUCUGCGUCCACCUGAAGAGGUUCCGCCACGAGCUCAUGUUCAGCGCCAAGGUCGGGGCGAGGGUCUCCUUCCCCAUCAACGACUUGAAUAUGGCGCCCUAUACUCAUAAAGACUGCACGUCAAAGAUAACCCGUUACGAGUUGUGCGCGGUGAUCUGCCACGCGGGCACGGCGGGCGGCGGCCACUACACGUGCGUGGCCCGCAACGGCCGCGGCUGGUACACCUUCGACGACCACUGCGUGCAGCCGCUGCCGCCGCACCAUCUGCCGCACUGCGAGGCCUACGUGCUCUUCUACAGGAAAGUGAACCCCCAAAUGGUAACGUUAAGACAGAAAGCCGCAGAAAUAUUGGAGUCAACCAGCGUCGAACCCAACGACAUAAAGUUUUAUAUCUCCAAGCAGUGGAUCAACAAGUUCAACACGUGGGCGGAGCCGGGCCCCAUCGACAACAGCGACUUCGUGUGCUGGCACGGCGGCGUGCGGCCCGACCGCGCCCCGCACCUGCACCAUCUCGCCGCGCUCGUGCCGCAGCGGCUCUGGGAGUUCCUCUAUCUGCAGUUCGGCGGCGGGCCGGCCGUGUCGCACGUGCACGAGUGCGGCGUGUGCGCGCGCGCCGCGCAGAGGCUGCGCACGCGCCGCACCAGGGAACUCGCCGCCUUCUGCGACCUGCACACCAGCUUCCAGGAACAAGAGCGCCCCCACGCAGUGUACGCGAUCAGCAUGCACUGGUUCAGGCAGUGGCAGGCCUUCGUGAGGAACAGGACGCAACAGCCGCCGCCGCCCGUCGACAACAGCGGCAUCGUCAGCAAACAGGAGGUGGACGGCGUGACGACGCUGAGCAUCAAGCCGGGCUCGGACCACGCGCAGCUGAGCGAGGAGCUGUGGCGGUUCUUCACCAGCAUCUACGGCGGCGGGCCCGAGGUCCGCCUCAAGUCGCCCGUCACGCACCAGCCCAUCCUCGCAGACAACAACAAGCCCUUCGACGCGCGCCGCCUCUCCCGCAAAUACUCAGAGUCGGACAAGGAGGAGUACUGCACCAAGUCCACCUCGGAGAUGAACAUCCGAGACUCCGUCCACGGAGAGCAACAGAAGAACCAGUCCCUCCAGAACAUUAACCGAUGGUACUACGGGGAUUCGGACGAGGACGUGACGUACAGAAGGACCAGCUUCCAGUACAAGCGGCACGAGCCCAACGGCAACUACCAGGACUCGGACGACGACGACAUGGAGGCCAGCCCGCCGCGCAACAACACCGUGCGCCUGGAGAACGGCGUGGACAGCUCCGACCACGACGCCAACGACAACCCCGUGUUGCCGCCGCCCGCCGACAGGCUGCCCGACGCCGACCUGCCCAACCUCGACAGUAUAUCCCUCAAAAGCAAGCCCUCGAAAAUCGGCAAAGUGAGAAAAAUGAAAAGACGGACAGUGAAAUGAUUCUUUCUAGCUUUCCAGUUCGUUCACAGGCUGAGGCAACGGGUCUCGGCCCACAAACAAUACGUUUGAACGUUUGCAUUUGAACAUUCCUUUUUUCGGUGACUGGUGUUAAAAUACGUGCAUUUGUAGGUUGAACGAACCUUAAAACUUUGGGACUCUGGUCUCUCACUUGUUUCGUAAAAACGAUAUUUUUCUAAAGCAUUAUAUUUAAAUCAGCGGCCUCCGCGCCCGGCUAUCGGGAGGGUGUUAGUAUUUUUAGUACAAUUUUAAUUUAGUUCAAAUUCAGGUAUAGAUAAACUAGAUACUUGAAUAAAAAUGAUGUUAUUGUGUAAUAAUCAUCGAACUGUAUAUUUACAAUAUGAAUGUAUAUCUGUGUAAAAUUCCAUUGACGUUAACCAAACACCCUAUAUGUGUAUAGAAAUUUCGUGUUUAUAGAUAGACUAUUGUCCUGACUGCAUUUCUUUCGUUUCCUCUUGUUUACCGUGGAUUAGGUAUUUAUUUUGUUAUUUCUGGUUCUAAGUCUAUGUGUUAUUUGUUAAAGAAUUGAUCAGCAAUAAAAUAUAUUUCAUCUAUAUUGGCUGCA